Messenger RNA from Ornithorhynchus anatinus (platypus), 1278 nucleotides. Its product is annotated as cathelicidin-6-like. Bases 29 to 529 code for a protein of 166 amino acids. The record is from RefSeq and is a predicted model, not a curated record. Gene Ontology annotation, molecular function: lipopolysaccharide binding. Gene Ontology annotation, cellular component: extracellular region. The transcript is spliced from 4 exons. Gene Ontology annotation, biological process: antimicrobial humoral immune response mediated by antimicrobial peptide; defense response to Gram-negative bacterium; innate immune response. Lineage: Eukaryota; Metazoa; Chordata; Mammalia; Monotremata; Ornithorhynchidae.
UGUCAAAGAGGACGAGUGAGGGAGCAGGAUGGAGGCCGUGUGGAAGGCUCUGCUGCUGGCCGCCGUGGCCACCUUGGCCACCGCUCAGUCCCUGAGCUACGAGGAGGCUUUGGCCCGCACCAUCGCCUCCUACAACAAAGCGUCCGACUCGGACAAUCUCUUCCGGCUCCAAGAGCUGAAGCUCCAUGAAGGGACUAGAAACAACGCCAACGCCUUCCCCGUGAACUUCACCAUCCAAGAGACCGUGUGCACGAAGGAGGAGAUGCGCCCCUUGGACCAGUGUGACUUCAAGGAGGGCGGGCUGGUGAGAGAAUGUUCGGGCACCAUCUCCAUGGACAAAGACGAUCCCUCGGUUAACGUCACUUGCGACGGGCCUGUCCGGACCAAGAGGCGUUUAGGAAGGUUCUUCAGAAAAGCCAAUAAUUUUCUGAAGAAGAAAAUUAAAAAGAUCGGCCCUGGGCUUCGGGAUUUGAUCGAGAAGCUUCGAAGGCUGAACAUGAAUUUACAAUUGCCGAUACCUCAGGGCUAAGCCGCAGGCCACUCGGUCAAGUCAGGACUGGCCACUUCUCCGUUCGCCCGGCCCUGGCUUCCCUUUGAGCGGUAGGAGAGGCCUUGCUCCCCACCCACCCAGAAUCCUCCGGCCCCUCUGGCUAAUGAACUCUCGGUCGAUAAAGCUCUGCCGUCAUCCAUUCCCAGUGAUAUCUCUGCUCCCCCUUUCCUCCCUCACCAUCCCGUGGCCCCUCUCUGGGACCCAUUUCCCUCCUCCCAGUCACCUCCACAGCCCCGGGGGCCCACGGGAAGCAUCAGGCAGGCCGGUUUGACCCGAUCUGAUUUUCUCCGACCCUUGGGGCGAAACUCUCGUGACCCUGAACCGCUUCGGUCUAAUUCAGCUGGCCGAUCGGACCGUCCCUCCUCCGUCCCCCACCCAAGAUCCCCCUUAACUUCCGCUCCUCUUAACGUCUGUGCAAACCAACUCUUAGCCAGCCUUACUCCAUUUGGUUUUCAGUCUCCAUUUUGCAUUAAUCUACCUGGUUUUCCUAAAUCAUGCUUCGGCCACACCCUUCUCCUCUGGUCAAUUUCAGCCAUACCUUCCCCUGCCAGCCGGGAUUCUGUCGUCCCUGUGAAAGGACACCAACUCCCACCCCAGACUAUAAGCAGCUAUCUCUCCCACAUUUCGGUGAUGAGGUUGAGUCGACUUUUAGGGCGACGGGCUACGCUGUCCUCACCCAUACAGAUCUGUAUUAAAUACUGCAAUAAAAAAAACCCUUGUGCUGUGUU